This is a messenger RNA of Aspergillus affinis, 1986 nucleotides long. RefSeq lists its product as uncharacterized. Lineage: Eukaryota; Fungi; Ascomycota; Eurotiomycetes; Eurotiales; Aspergillaceae. The record is from RefSeq and is a predicted model, not a curated record. The coding region runs from base 1 to 1986 and encodes 661 amino acids. The transcript has a single exon.
AUGGACGGAAGUGUGGUUGAAGGUAUUUCUACCUCUCUCCAGACCUGCCCUCCUGAUCCCCAGGCUUUCAUGCCCUUGGGAGAUCUCCCGAAUUCUCCAUCUUUUUCGCAUCUGCAUGUAAAUGAUCUGGGGCUUACACCUCCCCCUGGGUCCCCACUGCAGCAACCUACAGACGUUCUUCAGAAGUUUCCCCAGGGUGAGAAUCAUGGAUCGUCUGACGGAAAUCCGAUGAGGUCAAAAGAUGGCCUUGUCAUUCAAGAUGGUCUAGACCAGUCGAAAGGUAUUGUUCACGAUGGACUUGGUCAGAAGCAAGGGCAUUCGUUCGCAACCGGGGACACUGAUGGUUCCGGCCACGUCAACGAGAAAUCAUCGACCGCCAGUGACAUACCGUUCUCUAUAGCCGAGGCGAGCGCGAUCGCUACGCAAGACAUUUCUUCUGAGGCCGACCACAACGCGAUCGAUGUCAACACAGAAUUCUACGACAAUCUGUUUGAUUCCGAUUCUGUUCUCCGGGAACUGGACGCGGUCUUUGCGUCUCGGAAACGGUCUGGUGAGGACGCGUUUCCAGGGGAAUUCGAUUUUUGGGCCCAGCCGGUGAAGAAGCAAUCCGUUAGUCCGACCACGAAUGAACAAUGCACCACUCCCGAUGAAACCCCAUCCCUGUCGUCGACAGACUCAAUCGCUCGGCUUGAACAAGGAGAUAGUUACCCUCAUACUCCCGCCGGCACAGAAACAGCAAAAUCACCUGGCCCGUUUUUCGAAUCGCUGGAUACACUUUUCGAGGAUCCCAAUUUCGAUAUUCCGCUUGAGAACCCCGACAACUUCCCGUUUAACUUGGAAUCCCCUUCGUUUUUCGAUCAACCGGCCGAAGAGGUGCAACCGGCUACCCAGUCGACCAGUCACCCCAAUACCGACGACAACAUCCCAAAGCCUGCGGAGAAUGUGGACGUCGAACCCGGACCCGCUCAAGCGUGCCUCAGCGAUAUUACGAAAGAGCGGUUCUCGCUGGACCCUCAGGACAUCAUUGCCAAUACCAGCCGAGAGGUUCUACAACGGGUUUACAAGGAGCCGGAGUACUCGUCUCCCUAUCCGGCGUAUGGAGGUCCGCUAGGGUAUUUUCCGUCAGCGCCAAAUGCACACGUUCGCUGCAUCGAGGUUGCGGAUGACCGGGCCAAUUAUCGGCUCUCUAGCCUAAAGGACAAAGUCCAACACCUCACCUGGGAGCGUAACAAGUACCGGAACGCAUGGUAUGAAUGGACGACGCUCGACCAAAAGACGGGCAAAACGAAGGAGCAACUGCUCCGCGAGGAAAAUGCGACCCUCAAGCGCGUCUCCUCGCAACACCAGAACCGCGCCGAGCAGUACAAGAAGGAAAUCGUGGAGUGGAAGAACAAAAUGCGCGAACUCGGGAUCACGCACAACAAUCUCCUGUACGAGAUCAACGUCCGGCGCCAGAUGCCUGCGGUCACGCCGAUUCCCGCCGGAUACAAGCCUCCGACAACUCGGGGGCCACCGCCCGUUACACCGUCGGCAUCUGGACUCCUAAGCCUCGUGCCACAUGCCGCAUCGACACCUGACGCCUCCGCUGCCCGAGGACACCACCAACAAGCGCAGCCGUCUUGUGCCACGACCACCUUGGCCUCGCGCCCAGCACCUCGCGAGUCCAGACCGCCGCCGGUCACCAUUGAUCUCACGGAGGACACGACUGAGCAGUCACCCGCUCCACCGCCGGAACUCUCGCCGGAACAGCAGCGACGGCGCAUCGAGAUGCUCCAAUCCAUGCGCAACAAGAAAUAUGGCUGGCUCAACGAGACCGAUCCAGCUGGACACUCAGGCCUACAACGUCUCAACGGAGGGACACCACCUGCCUCGAUCACUCAUCGCGACCACCCGCCUCAUGCCGAGCCCGCAGGACCUGGAAACGGCGGUGACACCACAGAUGACGAGUUGGCGCGUGCAAUGGAGGAGGAAUUGGCACAAGCCUAA